GUCUAUACGAAACGAAGCUGUGACAUGUCGUAAGUCGUAACAAAGUAUGAUUAACAUUUUAUUUUUCACGUAAAAUUUGCUUUGAACUUCUUAAUUUACAUGUGUAAUGUCUUUGUUUGACACCGCUGUUUUUAAUUCAACUCUCUAUGAGGCUUUGUAUCUUCAGAUAGAAGAUACUUUAGCCUUCGCUAAAGAUUUUUUUGGAUCGUGUGUAUCCUCGCUGCCGGUUGAAAAUUUUCCAAAAACGCUCGUAAAUUUAAGUGUACUAUCUUUCUACGACGAUAUAGCCGAGGUCAUUUAUUUUAACGAGUUCCAAUUUCUCUUGCUUAAAACUUUUUUUGUGAUAUUAUUGUUUACUUUGUUAUUGAUUUUUAUUUCCUGGCGUGUUUACGGAACACGCAUAUCUGAAAGGUUUAUGAACCCAGGUAAGUCCUAUAUCCAAUUUAUAUAUUAUCAACGAGUGUAAAAUCACUACGUUUAAAUAUAUUUUAUCUAGCAAAUUCACUCUUAAAACUGUUCAGUGUAUUAUUAAAAUGUGAUUUGCUGAAUAGUGGUGCUAUGUUCUAUAAUCAAGGUUUUGUUUAUUUACUCCUAUAAAACAUCAAACACUUAACUACAAAAAUUAUAAUUUUGUAAGCUAUAAGUUUCACUGAGAGGUUAAUGGUUUUUUAAGCAUUUAUAUUAUUUGGUAGGUACUAUUUAUAAUGUGUGUGUAUGUGAUAUAUAAAUUUAGUUCAUACUAGAGGUUUGUAGAAAGUGCAAUAUUUUUAAGUGAAAUAAUUCAACAUUUGUGAUGAAAUAGAAUUUGAUAUGGUAUGAGUUUGGUGUAAUAAACAAACUGAAUUGUUUACUAUUUACAUUAUCAAAAUUCACCUCUUUUUUUUCAAACCAGUCUACAUAUAUAUUAUGUGCAAGAUGUUAAUCAAUCAUCUUAUUCCUCUAAUGAAAUAACUUUUUAGAGAGAAAAGGGGCUGAAAAAUUAGGUAUUUGUCAUGGAUAAUUUUGCACUAAUAAUACCUUCAGAAAUUAGUUAUAUAUAUUAGAUAAAGUGUUUUUAUACAUGUUAAUUGAGUUCUACCAUGUUAAAUCUAAGGUGACCCAAGCCUCGAUUUCCCUGUCCUUGAUCUAAACAAACAGUAGAAUAUUUAUAAUUAAAUAAACAUUAUAAAUGUUUAUGUUUAUUUCUUUAAAAAAAAAUAAAAAAGAUAUGUUUUUUAUUAGCAACAAUUAUAUUGCCAAUAUAGUUAAAAAUAUCAUGAUUACAGCUACAUCAGCUACUAUAGAACAACUUAAAGAAAGUGUAUCCAAAUUAAAGUUACCUAAAGAGCACACACCUAGAAUCUAAAAUGGCUGAAAAAAUUAAAAAGUUUUUCCAAAAGAAGAAGGCUGAUGCUAAAUUCAAGUUAGCAGGCCCGGGGUAUAAAUUGACCGAGUCUACAAUAAGUAAUCAGAGCUGUAACUCGUCAAAAAAAGAAGUUCCAGUUGUAAAAAGAUCAGGGUUGUCAGAAGAGAGCAAAGUCGCAGCUGAAGCAGCACUCGCUAGGUUACAACAGAAAAGAGAUAACCCUUCAUUUAAUACUUCUCUUGCUGCCAUUAAAGCACAAGUUAAAAAGGAAUUAGAAAAUGAAAAAGCUGGUGAAACUGAAAAGGUGCCUUCAAACAUAGAGAGAGCAAAGCCUGUAGAAAAUGAAGUUGAUGUUCCCAGGAAUUAUGCUGCGUCAGGUGUUUACUUCAAAUGUCCGCUUAUAAGUAAUGACAUUUUGCCAAGAGAUGAAUGGAAGAAAAAUAUUAAGACAUUUUUGUAUGAGCAGUUAGAAGAGGAAAGGGGAUUGACAGCCUGCCUUAUUAUACAAUCCUGUAAUAACAACAAGGAAAAGAUAGACACUUGUGUUGAGACACUUUGCAAAUAUUUGGAGAACAUUGUCACAUACCCUGAAGAGGAGAAAUAUCAGAAAAUUAGAAUGUCCAACAGAGCGUUUUCAGAACGGGUCCAACCAAUAGAAGGUGCAAUGGAAUUACUCUUGGCCGCUGGCUUCACGCAACAAACUUUAACAAAUCCGGAAGGUGUUGAAGAGGAAUAUUUGGUGUUUAACAAGGAAAAUGUGCCUUCUGUUGAAAGUCUAACGAUUUUAAUCGAAGCCCUGCGCACCGCCGAACCAAUACAGUUAGAGCUAGAUAGGAAUCUGCAAGUGCUAUUGCCUUCCCAAGCAGCCAAUAAGAUGGCGUUACCCGCGUCCUUCUAUGCACUGUCGCCGGAGGAAUUAAAGAGGGAACAACAGUUACGAACUGAAGCCAUAGAGAAGAGCCAAAUGUUACGAACAAAAGCAAUGCGCGAAAAGGAUGAGAUGCGAGAAAUGCGAAAAUAUAAAUUCGCCAUCAUCAGAAUACGUUUCGCCGAUGGUAUACUCUUACAGGGCACUUUUUCAGUCUACGAGCGCUACAAUGAAAUCCACGAAUUCGUACAAGAGAACUUAGAACACAGCGGCUUACCGUUUGUUCUUAACACGCCAACAGGACAUAAAUUAAUACCAGAAGAAGAUGGUAAUAAGACCCUUAUUGACUUACGAUUAGUACCGGCAACAGUGCUUACUUUCGCUUGGCACCCAUCUGUGGCCGAGGAAAUAAAUAAUAGCCCAAAUAAGGAUGUUUAUUUAAAACCCGAAGUUAUGGUCUUAGUUCAAGAGAUAUAGAUAAAAAAUAAUAUUCUGAUAUUAUGUUCAAUACAAUGUUACUUCAUUUGGAUUUGCAAAUAAAUCCAACCUUAAAUUAACUUUAUGAAAGUGUAAUUGUUACUUUUGUGAUCAUAUUUUCCACCUUAAAUAAUGGCUUUUCAACAUUAGUAAAUAUUUCGCACUUUGAAAUUAAUAUAAAUAUUUCCCACUUCUUAUUAUUGAAUUUGUGUAACUAUUCAUUGUAGACCUUCGACAUAUUAAUAUAAAAAAGUAUUUUACUACGUUGUAUGUAUAUUUAUAGCAUGUAAAUAUGAUUGUGUAUUUAAAUUUUGAUUUUAUUUAACCGAUUCUUUGCGGAGGUGCCAGGCAUGCCAUCAAUUUUUUUUUCUGUGUGGCGUCAUACGCGCGUCGUGUAAAUUUUAAAAAUCGUUAUAACUAGCCCAAAUUGCAUUUGUGGAAAAUUUAUCCAGAGCAAAAUAUUCAUUAUUUUGCAAGUAGUUCAUGCCUACAGCCUUCGUUUCUGGAUAUUUUGUGAAUUUGAAAUUUUUAGGGGUAAACAACCUUUUUAACUAGUGGAGGGCACUCUUUUACACUGUGUGGAUUUUUAAAUCAUGUACAAUACUCUAAUAAGUAACAAUAGCACUUAUCGCGAUCGCUCACGAACUCAAGUUGUAAACAAGUUUCUGGAAUGUCUUCUGUUAAAAAAUAACAUAAUAUCUUAUGGUUUAAUUUUGCUUAAAAUGGGUAAACUGAUGUCUUAUUAUUAUCAUGUGGCCGAAUGUGCCUACGAAGUACCAUGUACUAUUGUGGUAUGGGAUAGGGUUUAUUUUUGCUUGAAAGACUUCAAACGCAUACAAGCAUAAAAAGUUCGCAAAAAAAAUGAAUUCUAUUUAAAAUAUUUCGUCGUCGAAUUUUUGAAAUAUUUUUUCGUCGUCGUCGUCCUGCAAUUGAGUUUUGUCGUCAACAAUUUCUAUCUCAAGAUUAUACUUGCGUUGUUGAUUUAAUUCUUACAACAAUCAAAAAUCAUUGCUAUGUUACGUGCCAUAAUAGUAUUAAUUUAACACUGAUUACCUUUUUCCAUAGAACACACAACACAGCUAAACCAUAGUAGGAAGUCUCCGCGGUAACUUCGGUAUCGUAGAAUAGUCACAUUCUCGUCGUAUAAUAACAUUUGUAAAUAUCAAUGAAUCACAAAUCUCAUUUUUUUCCAAAUUAAGGUUCUUGAUUUUUUGAUAUUUAUAAACGUUAUUGUUCGGUAAAAAAUUAAUUUAAUAAAAGCCAAGGUUUUUCAGGCUGAUUUAGCUGUACUUUUUUUUUUGAAAACUAAAAAUAGCACAAAAGGUUUGUAACAUCUGCAUAAAAAGACCCUCCAUUUCAAGGAAAACACGUAGUUAGCCAUUUCAAACAAAAAGUAUCCUUCCGAUUGCAACUGAUGUUUGAUGUCAACUUAACUUAAUCAGGUCUAAACAAGUGAAAAAAGCAUAAAAAGGAUUUUUUUACACGGCUGAAGGCAAAUACGCGUGUCAUCAACUUAAUGGUGAUUGACACGACAGGAGUGUUACGUAUUAUUUGUUCGUCGCCACAGCUAAAAGUUUUCAAUAAUUGGUUUCGCAACGAAUCGGUUAAUAAAUGUCGGGAUCAUUAUUAGAAGCCGUAUUUUAUAAUUUACUCUGUUAACAAGCUGGUUUAUACAGCAUAAUGUACUCUGGGAAAGAAUAGACACUGAAAUUUUUGAAGGAAAGUGUACUACUAAGAAACGAAAGAACUACUAAGAAAGUAGAAAAAUACUGCGAGCUAUGCACUUGUUAGCUUAUUUUUUCUAUUUUGGACAAAUAAAUUGUGUAUUUUAAAACUAACGAAUCAUACAGAAACAAUGAAGUAAAUGGCAACACAGGUUACAUUAAACCAUGUCUAUCAAUAUCAAAAGUCCACUGCUGAACAUAGACUUCCCCCAUAGAUCGCGUCAUAGGGGGGAGUCAUAUUUGCCAUGGUAGCCGCGCUUGGCAGGCGUGUUGGCAACCGCGGUCCUUUAUUUUUUAGUUAUUAGAAAUAUGCUGCUGCAGAUCUCUUGGUAUGUUUUUCUCUGUCGCCUCAAUUCGACCGACACCCACGGCAAGAUAUGACUAUAUAUUCUCACAUCGCCACGACUGGUAUUUCAUGGAUACCAGAUGUAAAAUGGACGUGGUUACGCAAAAAGGACCCAACCCGAGUUUGUGUCAAAAAUUUUGACUUGAAAAAUAAUGUUUGUGGUCUAUACUAUUAUGUGAUGUAAUAAUUUUAGCAAAAGUAACACAAAUAAGAAGAAAAAUUAUAAACAGACCGAAAUCAUCCCGAUAAUUUAAGUUUAUGAUAUUUGAAGUAUGGAUACUUCAAAUAUCAUAAACUCAAAUUAACUUACCGCGGAUUGGAUCCUUUUUGCAUAACUACGUCCAAAUAUUUACUUCUUACUGUGAUAGCCAAUCCGUCUCUCGAGUAUGGUGAUUAGAUCAAAAUACAAUCAGAGACCAUUUCCAGCAGUGAGGUAAUAUUGGUUAAUAAAUAAUAAUUAUAAGAAUAUAUGUAAAAUCUUGAACCGUGUAGGGUCAUGGUAUAAUUUAUUUCAUGGAUAACAACUUACCUUAUAUUUAAAAAAAAUCUUUAUAAAUUUAAAUAAAUUAAAUUCCUCAACCUAUCGAUAUCCGUUAAAAAAUUAAUAGAAUGUACUAGUUGCUUAAUAUUGGAUUCCAAUUAUCGCAAGGGCUGCCUUUGUGUAAACUGAUAAAGGGCUAUGCUUUUGUAGUAAGUUAAUUUAUUUGUUAUACAUAAAGCUAUAUUUGUAUAUGGAGGUGUUCAUUUAAUUUAAAAAUAAAAUUUAAACAACGUU
This is a messenger RNA of Parnassius mnemosyne (clouded apollo), 5535 nucleotides long. The record is from the annotation of a GenBank genome assembly. NCBI's taxonomy places the organism in Eukaryota, Metazoa, Arthropoda, Insecta, Lepidoptera, Papilionidae.